Molecule: messenger RNA, 1485 nt
Organism: Eruca vesicaria subsp. sativa (arugula)
Lineage: Eukaryota; Viridiplantae; Streptophyta; Magnoliopsida; Brassicales; Brassicaceae
Source: the annotation of a GenBank genome assembly
UAAUAUGCUAAGGGACACGAAAAAUAGCUAAAGAUUUUUUUAAAAAAGAAAGAAAUAAAAAUAUAGAAAUGGCUUGUCUCUCGGCGGUGAAGUUGCAAGGACGACCACCAUCGAUCUCGUCCAAUCUCAACCCAAAUCCCAAACAUGCAGGUUCGGAUUCCGUUUCAUUAGACAUCUCCAUACCUGACUCCGAACCAAAGCCUCGGAAAUUCAGCUCAAAGCUGAAUCGCUGGAACAGAGCACGAACCUUAAGGUCCGGCACGAAGGUGGACCGUACGAUUAAUAAUGAGUCAAACAGUAAGACCGGUCCGAUCGUGAAUUUCCCUGAUUUUUCAACGGCGGAAAGUGACGUGUCGUCAAUUAACGGAGAUAACGAGACGGAUUUCACGGCGGCGAAGUCGAUUUAUAUAGUCUCUGACGGAACUGGAUGGACGGCAGAACACGCCGUUAAUGCAGCUUUGGGGCAGUUCGAUUACUGCUUGGUCGACCGUGGCUGUCCCGUUAAUACACAUCUCUUCUCAGGGAUCGAGGAUGGAGAUAAGUUAAUGGAGAUCAUAAAGCAAGCUGCUAAAGAAGAAGCAAUGGUAAUGUACACAUUAGCUGAUCCAUCAAUGGCUGAAGCAGCCAUGAGAGCAUGCAAGCUAUGGAGCAUCCCUUCACUCGACAUCCUAGGACCAAUCACAGACGCAAUCUCCUCUCACUUAGGAGCAAACCCUUCCGGCCUUUCACGUGGCGUCACAAAAUCAUCACUCAACGAAGACUACUUCAAAAGAAUCGAAGCAAUCGAAUUCACAAUCAAACACGACGACGGUGCCUUGCCAGAGAAUCUUGAAAAAGCUGACAUUGUUCUUGUAGGUGUCUCUAGGACAGGGAAGACACCACUCUCUACUUACUUGGCUCAAAAGGGUUACAAAGUCUCUAACGUACCGAUCGUGAACGGUGUUGAUCUUCCCAAGACUCUGUUCGAGAUUGAUUCAAGAAAGGUUUUUGGUCUGAUGAUUAACCCGGUGGUGUUGCAAGGGAUAAGGGAGGCUAGAGCCAAGAGUCUUGGUCUUGGUUCUGGUUUCGAGAUUAAGUACUCUGAGUUGAGAUCUGUUAGGGAAGAGCUUGAGCUUGCUAAGAGAAUCUUUGCAGAGAAUCCGAGUUGGCCAGUGAUUGAAGUGACAGAGAGAGCAAUAGAGGAAACUGCAGCAGUGGUUUUGAGGCUUUAUGACGAGAGACAAAGCAAUCGAGCGAUGCCUCGCAUCUCUAAAUGCUACUAAAGUGUUGGACGAAGAAUUUGAAUUAGUGUGGGAAAAUUUAUAGAAAUAUAGUUUAUAAAGCCCAUUAGUCCAUAUUAUUGGGCCAAGGCUGAAGUCCAUAGAAAUAUAUCAAGUUGGAGAGAAUUGAGUAUUUUCUUCCAUAAACCAAUAACAUAAGAAAUACGCAGAUUAUGUAAUCAAUGAAAAAUUCAAUUUAUUAAUCAUAGAAAGAGAGAAAAAAAAU